AUGUGCCAAUGCGGCGAGGAGGACUGGGCGUGGUGCUGCAAUCGUUUGUGCGAGCCCUGCAGCAGCACAUGCUGCGAUGGAGAUGAUUUCUGCGACGUGACUGGUGCAGGCAAAAAGUGCUGGUGUGCGCCCCUGUGGCCCCUCGUCUUCUACUCGCGUUCGCACGAUUGCAAGCCAUGCAGCUUCUUUCGAUUCCUGCCCUUCCUGUUCACCCUCUCCAUCCAGCCGCACGGAUCGCGAUCUUCAUCGUUCUUCUUUAGCUUCCUCGUGAUCCUCUUCAGCAUCAGAAAAGAGGAGCACCGUCUUAGCAUCGACAUCCUCUACCCGCUCAUCAGCUUUCAAUUCACUUGGCACCAACUUGAAGGAAGCGACUACGACGAGGAGCGUUCUGUACAGCAUCUGGUACGCGGACGGCGCCAAGCGAGGUAUGGACCAUCCGUCAAUCUCGAAGAUGGAGUCGUUGCAGCUGUAGACGAGUCCGGAUCUCAGCUGUUGUGGACGAUCGAUUUCCGUGUGCUGCCCAUUCUGCUCGGGCAUUGGUCACCCAAGCGAGCCUGGAUCAUGUCCCUCGCUCCUUUGCCACUCUACUUCUCCUUCAGGCGGAAGCUGGGUCUGUUGAUGAAUCAAGAGCCGAGCGUGGAGCUCCAGUUGCACGUCGUGCCUCUCGUGUCCUUCUACUACCACGACGAGCCGCGCUCCUUCACCGCCUUCUUCACGCUCUUCUACGUGCUCUACUUCCACCGCCUCAGCUCCACCCCGCCGUACCUGGCCAACGGGCAGACCACCUACUGGUCCCUCGUCGUGUUCCCUCUCCUCUGGGUGUUCAGGUGGAACGACGGCUGGACCGUCUCGCUCUUCAUGGUCUUGUGGGUCAGUGCCAGCAAGGCCGCGGUGGUCCUCGUCAUCUUCCCCAUCUUCUGGUUGAUCUACACCAAAGGCGAGGCGAUCAGGGUCAUGGUCCUAUUCGUGUUGUGGCUUUCGAUCAACCCCAGCACAUCAAGGGUUCACUUGAUGCUCCUGUUCCUCCUGUGGAUGCACUGUGGCUGGGGCCGCAACUGUCGGUUGGGCCUCGUCCUGGUCCCGUUCCUGUGGGUGCAGUACGAGAAGCAGCUCUCGCUCCUCCACGGCGCCCCGACCUACUACAAAGCGCGGGUGUGGCUCGUACCAUUCUUCUUCUUCCGACAGCUCAGCCACGAUCAACGGAGCGUGUGUUUGUUCCCACUGUUCUACGUGAGCAAGGACGACACGGCGACGGACAGGUCGGUGCUGUGGUCGGUCCUCAUGCUACUCUGGUUCCGUUCGAGCCGGUCCGCGCACUCGACCCACAAGUGCUGCUUCCUCCCGCCCGUCUUCUACUGCAGCUCCUCGGCCUGCCCUCGCUGCUUUUGA
This is a messenger RNA of Acanthamoeba castellanii str. Neff, 1389 nucleotides long. RefSeq lists its product as uncharacterized. The record is from RefSeq and is a predicted model, not a curated record. The transcript has 6 exons. The coding region runs from base 1 to 1389 and encodes 462 amino acids. NCBI's taxonomy places the organism in Eukaryota, Discosea, Longamoebia, Acanthamoebidae.